AUGAAAAAUCAGGAACUAAAGAAAAUACUAGAUGCAGUAGGCAUAGUGCUUAUUUUCUUCGCUACAAAGUGCAGAGGCGGUAGCGGCCUUUUUAAUGGAAAUAUACACAAUGGCAUAUGGCAUCCAUGCAUGGGAGAAAAUGGCGCCGAAAAUGUAACAGUAGGCCUAUAUCCUCCUUUUAUGCCUACACACGGGCUCUACUGGAACAAAGACAGCUUUAGUAAUAGAGUGAAUGAUAAAAUAGACUACCAAGCCCCACAUGAGCAGUAUGCAGUGGGAGGUAGUGUGUAUGGGCAUCCUUUUGACUCAGGCUAUAACAUGCCUGGUACAUCAAGAGACCAAAAUGUGAAUAUGCGUAGCGCCAAUGGGCUAGUUUUGCCUUCUGCUGUCCAAGCCUCUGUGAGCAGUUUGUCUUAUGAUGAGUAUAGCCCGAGAAUUCCAGCUAAUGAAAUGCAAUACCAGUAUGGCCAGACACAGCAGCCCAUGCCAGAAUCCAGUGCUGUUGAGUAUCCUUUUAAUCAGGCAUGCAAUGUGUCUGGGGCAUCAAGUGAGACAGACAAAAGUCACGAUUUACGCUCCUUUAUUACUGACCAAUGUGUGCACAGCCUAAUCCCUGAUGGAUGUGAAACUUUUGAAUAUGAGCUGAAAACAGAGGAGCAGGCUGAGCAGGAGCAGUGCAUAGCACAUGGUAGCGCGUCUAACAAAAAGAUUGUUAGUAAUAUAGCAGCCAUGCGUAGAAAAAGGAAGGAAAGUCUAUCCACUCGCCAGCCCUCACCAAAGAGCAUGAAAAGUGAAAAGGAAGAGCCAUUGGAAGAAAAACCUGAUAUAGUCUCUGUGCAGCAGGAGAGUGGAGGCAUAGAGAAAGAUGCAACAGCGCAGACACAAAAAAAGCAUCAGUUGCAAAGGCCUAGGAGAAUAACUAAAAAAAGAAAAAUAGUGGAGAAUUCUCUUGGCAUCAAGCUGUGGAACGACAGAAGACUGACCAACAAAAGAAGGGCGAACUAUAAGUCUCACCAUAAAAUAAUAUAUACGUACAGGAACAGUAGAGUUGAUCCUCUUACAAUUGUAGACAUAGAAAGCGACUACUUCCAAGAGAAAAUUAAAAAAGGCCUAGAAAGCUUUUCUGCACACGUUGCUCCUCUGAUAAAACAGAACGCGCUGUGGUACUUCAUCGCAAGCCGAACUACAAACAUAAACACGAAGCACAAAGACCUUCUGUGGCUGAAGGAGCUGCUCAGCUACAAGGGAGCUAGCAGAUACAAGGAAAUGGUAAUAGGUCUUGAGGGAUACUAUCCUGGAGUGGCUGAAGACAUGAUAGGAUAUCUGGAAAAGCACAGGCCGCUGAGAGUCACCUACGAAUCUCCCACAACUGUGUGGAAGGAAACAUUGGGUGAUGUCUAUAUCCAGAAAGGCCUGGAGAUAAACUACAGCAUCGUGCUAGACCAGGAUAAGAUCAGCCAAAUAGACAGAAAAUAUUCUGUGCUGGCCUAUGCUCUGUGCAUGAUUCUGGCGCUGCCUGAGGUGCACCAAGACUUUUCGCAUAUCAGAGCAGAGUUCAUAGAGGGCACUAGAAUGUCAGAAAACCUCUUUAUAAAUAAACAGAAGCAGGAGGUUCUGUUGUCUAUACACGCCCUAGUGCAGGAAGCAGCAGACAAUAAUAAAAAAACAGAAAAUGAGUACGAAAACAUCCACUGCGCCCUUGAGAGCAUAUACAGCAAAGAUGCACAGAAAGAGCCAACAGUCUCUGGGGUGUACAAAGAAAUAUACACAAUCCUUGUGGAGUUCUAUGCCAGAGCAAAGGUUAUUGAUGCUAGAGAGUACAUUUUGCUGGGAAAGUGCGCCAUAAAGCAUCAGAAGUACAUCAAAUGCAAGGCAGUCUUAGGCUUUGUCUCAGAGAAAGCCAAGCCUUCUGCGCAAGCCCACAGCUUUUUCUAUUCUCUUGAGAUGGACAAAUGGGAUGUUUCACCUGGCAUAGAAGCACACUAUCACGUGUACUACGUAGACAAUGCGCUGCAGCACUCCAGAAUGCUCUGCAUGCCCAUAUACGUAGACAAGAGCGGAAAAGAGCACUGCCUGCACACAAUCGGCACUAUAGUAAAGCAUAUAAAGAUGCUGUAUGGGAUAGAAAUAACCUCAGAUGUUAUACACCCGUUUAAAGUAAACAAGGAAACCAAAGAGUGGUCGUACAUUAAAGACAAAGACAAAGAUCUAACAGUGAAAGACUUGCCAGAGUACAAGAUAGUCUUCUAUCGCAUUGAAGACGACCUAAGAACAACAAAGUUUGUGUUUGCAGAGUUUACAUCUUUAAUGUACCAUAGAAAGGACAGCAUUUCUAUUCCCCUCUUCCUUACGCCUCUGAUGCAGUCAGCUGUAGACCUGGGCCCUUUUAUUAAGAAGGAUGGGCACAGAGAGAUAGACUCGAUAGUGUUUGAAAAUGCAAAGCCCGCUGUGUAUGAGUACAGCAAUACCUAUUCAAACGAAGAGUACUCUGAUAUGCAUGCAUACUACAGCAAUCUGUACAUAGUGCUUGGCUCUGAAAGUGUAGAGGCUCUUGACUGCUACAUCAUGGACUGCCAAGUAACUCCGCAGGCAGACAACCCCAUCAAAGCUGUGUGGUACGUGAAUAUGGCAGACAGUACAAGCACGUAUACACACUGUCUUUUGAGCGAAAAGUUCAAAAAAAGAGAGAACUUGGAAAAGCUUAAUCAUCUCAUUAACGUAUUAGAAUCGAGAGAGUAUAACAGAGACAGCGAGCUGCAGGGCGUCUGGCUGAAAAAUAGCUGUUCAGCAUGCAGUGGAUCAGAAGGCGCAGCAGAAAGAGUAUGCAUUUGGAAGGUGGGCAUUGAGGAGAAGAGUCAUGCAGUUAAGAAGGAUAGAGAAGAAAUCAAGAAAAAAAUAAAGGAAACAGAAGAGAGGUUUAAAAGAGCAGACGAGCUACAGAAAAAUUUAAUAGCGCUAGACAGAGAAAGUAAAAAAGUAGCAAUAAAAGAAGAAAGGAAGCUAGCAUGCAAUAGAAAGAGGCUAGCAUGCAAUAGAAAGAGCAACACAAAAGCAAAACUGGGAGCUCUGCACAGCAAGCUACGGGAAGCAAUGUCUGAGAGGCCAAAUGUGGAGACAGAGCUUAUAGCAUUCCGCAAUGUGAACAACACAAAGUCUAAUCUGGGGGCCCACAACGAGAUCCUUGAUGCCUUCAUCUCAUUGUACAACCAUUAA
Nematocida minor is the source of this 3213-nucleotide messenger RNA. RefSeq lists its product as uncharacterized. The record is from RefSeq and is a predicted model, not a curated record. The coding region runs from base 1 to 3213 and encodes 1070 amino acids. The transcript has a single exon. Lineage: Eukaryota; Fungi; Microsporidia.